CACUGAAACAAAAUUAGGAGACACAUGUAGAUUAUGCAGAUUUAACAAAUCUCACACAGCGUAAUACAUUCUGUAUUUCAUUUUUCAGAUUUUUGGCUACGGGCGAUACUUUUACUACUAUUUCAUCUUCAUACCGAAUGGGUAUAAGCACCGUUUCAAGUAUAGUUUCUGAAGUUUGUGAAGCUAUUUGGAAAGUAUUGCAGCCAAUAUACAUUCCAAUACCAACUCUACAGACAUGGGAGCAAAUAUCAGAAGGAUUUUAUACAAUAUGGGGCUUUCCAAACUGCCUUGGGAGUAUUGAUGGAAAACAUAUAACUAUCAAGUCUCCACCUAACAGUGGAUCGAUGUUUUAUUGCUACAAAAAUAAAUUUUCUAUCGUUCUUCUGGCGCUAGUUGAUGCACAUUAUAAGUUCAUUUAUAUAGAUGUUGGAUCAUAUGGCAAGGAUUCAGAUAGUACAAUUUUUGAAAAUUCAACACUCUACAAACUUGUAAAAGGAAGGAAAAUGGAAUUGCCUGCAUCUAAACCUUUACCAGGUUGUGAAAACCCUACACCACACGUGUUCAUCGGCGAUGGAGGUUUUAGAUUGGAAACUUUUCUAAUGAGACCGUUUACUAGAGAAUCAAUAAUAAAUGAUCCUGAUAAAAAAAAAUUUAAUCGUGCAUUAAGUAGAGCUAGAGUUGUCGUGGAAUGUGCAUUCGGAAUAUUGGCCCAGAAGUUUCGUAUAUUUUUGAGACCCUUUGAAACUGAUAUAAACAAUACCGUAAAAGUCGUCAAAGCAGCAGCAUGUCUACACAAUUAUUUACAAGAUAUGGAAAGUGCCUAUGUGUAUGAAAACCAAAAUUCUACUAAUCCUUUGGGAGCAUUUGUAUCCAUACAACCAAACAGACAUAGGGCAAAUAAUGAAGCGUUUGAUGUUAGACAAAAUUUUGUGAAUUAUUUUAAAAGCUAGUUUCUGUAAUUAAAUGGAAUGCAUUGUA
This is a messenger RNA of Helicoverpa zea (corn earworm), 978 nucleotides long. RefSeq names its product protein ALP1-like. The record is from RefSeq and is a predicted model, not a curated record. The transcript has a single exon. Lineage: Eukaryota; Metazoa; Arthropoda; Insecta; Lepidoptera; Noctuidae. Bases 138 to 950 code for a protein of 270 amino acids.